This is a messenger RNA of Mirounga angustirostris (Northern elephant seal), 616 nucleotides long. It is a transcript of the gene BSPH1, whose product is annotated as binder of sperm protein homolog 1. The transcript is spliced from 6 exons. Gene Ontology annotation, molecular function: heparin binding. Gene Ontology annotation, cellular component: cell surface. Lineage: Eukaryota; Metazoa; Chordata; Mammalia; Carnivora; Phocidae. The record is from RefSeq and is a predicted model, not a curated record. Bases 1 to 399 code for a protein of 132 amino acids. Gene Ontology annotation, biological process: sperm capacitation.
AUGGCCUUGCAUGUGGGGUUCCUGUUGCUCUGGGUCUGCCGAUUUCACCGUGUGGUCGGUCCUGACUAUGAGGAUGAUGAUCCACCAGCUGUAGAAACUAUAAUUCACUUUCCAGAAGUCAAAGAUGGCAAAUGUUUCUUUCCAUUCCACUACAAAAAUGAAAUAUUCUAUGACUGCAUCACGUUCAGGACGAAACACAAGUGGUGUUCCCUAAAUGAGACUUACCAAGGAUAUUGGAAAUACUGCUCUGAAGAUGACUUUGCAAAAUGCGUGUUUCCCUUCUGGUACAGACACAUGAUCUACCGGGAAUGUACUGAAGAUGGGGACGCUUUUGGGAAAAAAUGGUGUUCGCUGACCCAGCAUUAUAACAAGGACAAGAUUUGGAAAUACUGUGACUGAUGCAUUAGUCACAGUGGCCAAAAGGGGGAAGCAAGCAAGUGUCCAUCAACAGAUGAGUGGAUGAACAGAAUGUGGUGUAUCCCAACAUUGGAAUAUUAUCCAGCCAAAGAAAGUAAUGAAGUUGAUACAUUCCACAACAUGGAUGAAUCUUGAAAACAUUAUACUGAGUGAAAUAAGCCAGAUACAAAGGAAUAAAUACUGCGUGGUCCCAUUUAUA